CUUCAAUUCAAUCAAAACUCGUAGAACAUGGCGAAAAAAUAGAGGAUGUGCGUGCAGUGUUGUGUUAAAAAUUAUUUUCUUUUUAUUUAACGAUGUCUAAUACACCGUCGGCUCGUCGAAAUGGGGCACAAAAGAUCCGUUUAACUAUUCUUUGUGCAAGAAACCUAGUUCGGAAGGAGUUGUUUCGGCUUCCAGACCCAUUUGCCAAGAUAUCGGUGGACGGAAGUGGUCAGUGUCACUCUACAGAUCCGGUUAAGAACACUUUGGAUCCAAAAUGGAAUUCCCACUAUGAUUUAUUUAUUGGCAAAAAUGAUACCAUAACAAUUUCCAUUUGGAACCAUCGAAAAGUUCAUAAGAGACAAGGAAGCGGUUUUUUGGGAUGUGUCAGAAUUGUAAACUCUUUGAUACAAAGAUUAAAGGAUACCGGUUAUCAAUGUCUAGACCUCUGCAAGGCCUCACAAGAGGAUAGUGAGCCUGUAAAGGGUCAGAUCAUCAUAUCUCUUCUAUCCAGAGAUGGUCCAUGCGGAGGAACCCCUGUGGCAAUUGUCAGCCCUAUGGGAGACAUCAGGGGACCAUCGAACGAUGAGUCCAUCAAUGAUAAUGUAGUAAAUGUCGAAAAUGGCAAUAAUGUAGCGGAAGAAUUACCGAGAGGGUGGGAGGAACGUAGAACGCAAAACGGUCGUCUGUAUUACGUGAAUCACGUUAUGAAAAGCACUCAAUGGGUCAGACCGCAAAAUGGCAAAGGAAGAGUGAAAAGGGUUAAUAAUGAGACUAAUGGGAAUAAUAAUAAUGACAUUAAUAGAAUCGAAGAAGAAGCGGAUAGUAACCAAAACGAGCCUCUUUUACCCUUAAGUCCUGGCACAAGUACCUCUCCCAUAUCCCCCAUAAUAAGCCCCCAACAUAAGGAAAACAGACCUCCGAUAAUCAGUCCAGCUUCACCAGAAUCAAGGGCCAUAUUGCUAACGGCGUUACCAGCAGCUACGGCAUUGGAAAAUGAAGCUAAUCACCCCAAUACUUCACAGGCAGCUUCAACUAGCACACCUGCAGUUUCGAACGUAACUCAAGCGGUGCCGUCACCAAACGGCGCGAUCACCGUGAGUCCGCCGAGGUCCGCGAAUCGUGAAAGACGCCCCCGCAACGGCGAGGAGCGUCGCGACGGCAGCAGCCGACGGCAACGCGGCAGAAACCGGAAUUCGGUGCUUGCCGCGCAGGUAGCGGCCGCCGUGGGGCAAGUGGUGGCCAACGGGUCUACUAGUAGUGCGCCGACGCCGCCUUCGAAGUUGGAUUUGCCCGCUGGUUAUGAAUUACGCACGACGCAACAGGGACAAGUUUACUUUUACCAUAUCCCGACUGGAGUUUCAACAUGGCACGACCCCAGGAUACCCAAAGAUUUAACACCGUUAAGUUUGGCCUUGGAUCAUUUGGGACCGUUGCCGAGCGGAUGGGAAAUGAGACAAACCACGUCGGGAAGGAUAUAUUUCGUAGAUCACAAUAGUCGUACCACCCAAUUCACCGAUCCGCGUUUAAACUCCCAAAUACUCAAUAACAUUUUAAAAAGAGUGGCGCCCCAACAGCCGUCUAAUCAACAGCACAACGUCGUACCGCCCCCCACGAACAAUCCGCCGUCUACUUCGCUGAAUACGGCAACGACAACGGUACCGCCCACGAACUCCGGCAAUAAUUUGGCCGCUCCGCAAAAUCCCGGGCCAGUUUCGCCCGUCAGGUCGAGGAUACAAGAAGAUUUACCGCAGGGACUGUUAAGCGAAAGCGAGCAUUUGCCGAAAUACCGAAGAGAUUUGGUGGCGAAACUGAAAGUAUUAAGGGUCGAAUUGACCUCUAUGCAACCUCAAAGUGGUCAUUGCAGGUUGGAGGUGUCUCGGACGGAGGUAUUUGAGGAGAGUUACAGACUUAUAAUGAAAAUGCGGCCGAAGGACAUGCGAAAACGACUGAUGGUAAAAUUCCGCGGAGAAGAGGGUCUCGACUACGGAGGCGUGGCCAGAGAGUGGCUCCACCUUUUGUCCCGGGAAAUGCUUAAUCCGCAAUACGGUCUAUUCCAAUAUAGCAGAGACGACCAAUAUACGUUACAAAUAAAUCCGGAUUCGUCGGUUAAUCCGGAGCAUUUAAGUUACUUCCAUUUCGUCGGCAGGAUAUUGGGAAUCGCGGUGUUUCAUAAUCACCAGUUAGAGGGCGGUUUCACUUUGCCUUUUUACAAGCAACUGUUAAAUAAACCGAUUACGUUGCAAGAUAUCGAGGGUGUGGAUCCCGAGUUGCAUAGAAGUCUCACCUGGAUGUUGGAUCAUAAUAUAGAUGGCGUGUUAGAUACCACUUUUUCAGUGGAAAAUAACAGCUUCGGAGUGGUUAAAGUGCACGAACUGAAACCUGGCGGAUCGUCUAUAGCGGUCACCGAAGAUAAUAAGAGGGAAUACGUGAAGCUUUAUGUUAAUUAUAGGUUUAUGAGAGGCAUAGAACAACAGUUUUUAGCUCUUCAAAAAGGAUUUACAGAACUGAUACCGCCACAUUCCUUACGGCCUUUUGAUGAAAGAGAGCUGGAGCUAGUUAUUAGUGGAAUUGGUUCAAUAGAUAUCGCAGACUGGAGAUCUCACACGCGUCUGAAGCAUUGCACAGCGGAAACGCCGGUCGUGCAAUGGUUCUGGCAAGUAGUCGAAUCGUAUUCGGAAGAGAUGCGUGCCAGAUUAUUACAGUUUGUAACGGGAAGUUCAAGGGUGCCUUUACAAGGAUUUAAAGCUCUUCAGGGUAGUACGGGUGCUGCAGGUCCGCGCCUGUUCACGAUCCACUGCAUAGAGGCCUCGCCGCAGAACCUGCCGAAGGCGCACACUUGUUUCAAUCGUAUCGACAUGCCCCCGUACGAAUCCUAUCAGGUGCUUUACGAAAAGUUGACGCAGGCCGUGGAGGAAACCUGCGGAUUCGCUGUUGAAUGAUUGUACGACCAAAAGGUGAUACUCGUUCAAAACAAUUGAGCAAAUAAUCAUCUUUUACCGAAAUAAGAAGCACACAAGCCGAUUUAGGACGACGUGCAUUCGCUUCAAAGACUGCCAAGUGCCUUCUGCUCACUCGCCUUUCACGUUAUUUUUCAAGUGUCUCUACGCUAGUCAAACUCUUCCUAUAUCACACUGUUUGCCUUUUCAGCUUAAAUAUAAAUGUGAACAGAUCACGUGGAACCUCGCUUAUAACGGAGGAUUUAAUCAAACAAAAAAAAGGGUAGUUUUUCUAGCUUUCAUUUUAUUUUAAUACUCAUCGUGGUGGUUAGAGGACUGUCGAUUGGGUACGGUGACAAUAAGAUCGCUGUUAUGCAUUUAAAUCAGAUUCGUAACUAUGACAUAUCAAUCUAAAAAUCGUUUAUUAUCUGUUUUAAGAUUAAACUAAUUAUUAUUUAUAAGGUUAAUAAUAAAGUGAAAGACAAAGCAUAUGUAUAUUAUUAUUAGAAAUGAGAAGGAUAUAUUUUUAAUGAAGCAAGAAAUAAAAGCAGAAUUGUGAUUUAUUUA
Messenger RNA from Anthonomus grandis grandis, 3503 nucleotides. RefSeq names its product E3 ubiquitin-protein ligase SMURF2 (gene Smurf). Bases 93 to 2939 code for a protein of 948 amino acids. Gene Ontology annotation, molecular function: protein binding; ubiquitin protein ligase activity. The record is from RefSeq and is a predicted model, not a curated record. Gene Ontology annotation, biological process: ubiquitin-dependent protein catabolic process; negative regulation of BMP signaling pathway. The transcript has 15 exons. NCBI's taxonomy places the organism in Eukaryota, Metazoa, Arthropoda, Insecta, Coleoptera, Curculionidae.